AGUGAGGUGUUCUCUCGUUUGUGUCUGGAAGUAACUAGCAGUGUGCGCUCUGAACGCUCCAACAGCCGAAACGCUCGGGAUUUAGCAACUGACAAUCUGAUAUGACAACGCUCUGAAUUUACGAACGKCCAGAGCACACUCCGGCACUCCAGAGUGAAUUUACGAACGCACCCAUAGUUGAUAUGAGACUUGGUCGUCUGAUUCGGUUCGGUGGCAGCAACUAACAGUACCUAUGGGGCGGAGUUAUGGGAGAGACCCGAAUCAGCUUCCAAAACGUUUGUUUGUUCGUCGCGAUGGUCAGUAAUGCCGCGUUCACAACACCUGGGAACUCGGAAAUAUCCGACUUCAUUGCCUUCAAACCAACUGGGAAAUCAGAAAUCUGACUUCAGUGCGUUCAAAACAAAUGGGAACUCGGGGAAAAAACGUGCUCCGACUGGGAAAAUCUAUUUGAACGGUGAUCCAACUCGGGGACUCUUUCUAGAGCUCUGACCUGGAGAUCACUGACGUCAUGAUUUGGUCUCGUAUUGUUCCCAGUUGUUUUGUUCGUUAGACAGUCGGAUCUGGCACUGACGCCGGGUCAUGGAGGAGAGGACGGUCUUUUGCGGUUUCAAAACAACUGGGAACUUCGGAAUAACAGAGGUCUUGACGUGAUGAUAUUAACGUCGGAGCUCUAGAAAGAUGCCCGAGUAUCCGACUUGAAUACCGAGUUAGAUGACCGUUCACAAUGUGUUUUUCCCAGUCUGAGAUCGUUUAAUUGUUGUUCCCAGUUGUSUUGAACGCCCUGAAGUUGGAGAUUUCCGAGUUCCCAGUUGUUUUGAACACGGCAUUGUGCCCAAACCAGAAAACCCKAAGUGUCACGCCAACGACAGAUCGCAACAUCCACAAUGGAACUUUCAUAUCAAUCUAUUAAAACCGCGAAUCAAGCAAGAGAGGCGGAUGAAAUGAGAACAGAGUCCAGAAGAAGAAAUCUACUCAUAUUAAUCUUUCAUCAUUUAAUGGAGGCAGGGUACAUGGAUGCUGCCAGUGCUCUGGAACAGGAUACCAAUGUCGUACUGCGGCGGUUUGAAGUGUGUGACAAUAUAGACCUGGACACAGUGUUGAUGGAGUAUGAGAGUUACUACUUCAUCAAGUUCCAGAGAUAUCCCAAACUAACCAAGAAACUGCCAGAACCAGUUGAAAGUAAACAUCCAAGAAGUUGUGGAAAAAAGAGGGUCCCCUGUACUGGAGUUCAGCCCCUCCCCAGAAUAAACUCCUCCCACAGACCCCCCUCCAGGGGUGGAGUCAAGAAGACAGAACCCAAGAUGGUGAUCAAGGACGCCAGUAAAGCUGUUGGUGAGAACGGUGGGCGCUCCUCUCCUCCAGAAUCGACAGAGUUCGGCCUGAAUGUUUCCCCCAUCGUCAGGAGCGGAGCAGGAGAAGGACAGAUGAAGAAGGGUCAGCUGAUUGACUACAGAGAGCUAGUCCAGGAUGCAUCCAACAGUCUGUCAGAACCCAUGGUACUGUACUCUGACCCCUAACCCUACUGUCCAGACCCCAUGGUACUGUACUCUGACCCCUAACCCUACCGUCCAGACCCCAUGGUACUGUACUCUGACCCCUAACCCUACUGUCAGACCCC
This is a messenger RNA of Salvelinus sp. IW2-2015, 1618 nucleotides long. RefSeq names its product katanin p60 ATPase-containing subunit A-like 2. Lineage: Eukaryota; Metazoa; Chordata; Actinopteri; Salmoniformes; Salmonidae. Gene Ontology annotation, molecular function: protein binding. The record is from RefSeq and is a predicted model, not a curated record.